Molecule: messenger RNA, 2369 nt
Organism: Aethina tumida (small hive beetle)
Lineage: Eukaryota; Metazoa; Arthropoda; Insecta; Coleoptera; Nitidulidae
Gene: Pop1
Product: ribonucleases P/MRP protein subunit POP1
Exons: 4
Coding region: 79-2355 (758 amino acids)
Biological process (GO): tRNA 5'-leader removal
Cellular component (GO): nucleolar ribonuclease P complex; ribonuclease MRP complex
Source: RefSeq, a predicted model, not a curated record
ACCUAGAUAAAUAACCUCACUUGUUUCAAAUAUUUAUUCAUAUAUGUAACUCUGACUCGUGAAUUAAAAGUGUAAAAUAUGGAACCAACAACUUCGUACGAGUCUCGCCGUAUCGGUGAGAACGACAUAUUGCCCCAAACGAUAAGUUUCCAAUUUGCCGCAGCCCGAGGCAAAGAAGUCCAGGUAAUGCGUAACACAUUAAGCUCGAGUAUGAUUUACGCGACGAAAAUGGCAUUUCAACGGCUACCUACUUACAUGAGACGUAGAGCUAUGUCACACAACGUGAAAAGAUUGCCACGAAGAGUGAGGGAGAUCCACAAAAGCCAAGUACAGAAGUCUGGAUUGCCUCAGAAAGUUAAAAACUUGAGAAAAUACGUGCGGAGGCCAUUUAAUUUGCAAAGUGAAUAUGUCAAAAGGAGGAGGAGGGUUAUUUGGUUGGACACACAUAUUUGGCAUGCAAAAAGAUUUAAAAUGAUUGAAAAAUGGGGAUUCCGAUUGCCAUAUACACCAUGUGAUAGAUCUUUUAGAGCAUGCUAUAGGGCUACAAAACAACACUGUUUAAUACAAGAUAUUUCAUAUUAUAGAUGCAUAGAAAUCUGUGGAAAUUAUAACAAAAUUGUUGACAAAUUUAAAUUGAUCACUGAUCCAAAAAAUGGACUGACAAUUGGUGCUAAAAUUUAUAAAAAUGGUAAAAAAGAAGGAUCUGUUUUUCUGUACAAAUAUAACAGCAAUAAAUGUAUAGGUAAAGUUAAUUUUAUGUGGAAAUCUCAAAUUGAGUCUGAAAAAAGUAGCAUAUGGUUGUGGGUUCAUCCAGCUUUUUACUCUGAAGUGUUUGAGACAAUUAUUAAGACUUUAGAGUUAGAAAAUUCUAUGGAUGUUGACGUGAAUAAUAUUCAUUUUAAUAAAGAAUUUGAAGUGUCAGAAUUGGGUUCAUCACUAACUAGAUUUAAGCUUAGUGGUCCUUUAUCUAUGGCUGUGUUACAAAACUGUUUCAUGCCUUUUGAACAGAAUUUAAAUGAACAAGUUGAUUGGUUGGAUAAUUAUAAAAAUAAAUUCAAUCAUGACAGUAUUUUUAAUGACCAAGUACAAUUAUGGAAGAGUCUUAAACAUGUAGCUUCUGAGAGUUAUCUACAUCCACACACAAUUAUAUCUCUGGUAGUCAGAGAUCCAAGAUAUAACUUACCAAAAAAGCGGACCAAGGCUUUGCCGGAUUAUGUAGGCGCACAAGAAAAUUUGUUUGAUGUCACUAAAGAUAUUUCUACAAGUCCAAUUUGGGAUGAUGCCGUCAGAGUCGCAGUGAAGGAAGGAAAAAUACCGAAUUCUAAAAUUAACGAAAUGAGGGAAGAGCUUUUGGUACCUGGCUCUGAUUUAGAACAAUCAGGUUUUCCCAUACCAGUGGUCUUAAUACAAAGGCCGGGCAUAAAAACUGAUGAAAAUAGAGGCUGUGGUCGUGGAUGGGACGUAAUUUUGCCUGGAGGUUGGGCUCAACCAUUUUGGAUUGCGCUAAUAAUGUGGGGCGCACGUUCCGCGGGUUUGCACGAGGAAAAAAUGCAAAGGUUCGAAAUGGGGUUGCCUGAUUUGUUAGAACCCGAUACGGAGGCGGGAAUACAGAGCGAGAACGAUACUUCUGCGAAGUGUAAAGAGGUUUUUUUCAAGAGGCCACCUAAUAAAAGAACUAACUUUAAUAAAUUCAGUAUUUCUAGUCCAUUUAAUUGGGACUGGAAAUUGUUGCUUAGUGAAUGGAAUGCUGAUAAUGCGGAUUUUUCUGUAUUAAGGGACAAACAAAUACUAAAAAAUUUGCAGGAAAUGAUUAAUUCAAAAAAUAGUAAUGAUACAGUCUUUCAAUAUAGUCCUAAUUUUUUAGUGCCUGUUAAAAUAACUGUGAAGAAAGGUCUAUUUCAUAAAUUUGCUAUAAUAUGUUUAACAAAAGAUAAGGAUUUAACAAAAGAGCCUGUUGAACCAAAGGUUCAGGAUUUAUUGCAACAAAAGCGUAAAGAUUUACGUAAUAAGCAUAUAAAACUACUGAAACUUUUAAGAAAAAGGAGAAUCAGAGCAAAAAGAAACGGAAAAGAGGUGAAAAUUGAAAAGGAAAUGCUUGAAGAUUAUAAAAAACAGAUGAGGUCUCUAUGGCUGCCAGAAGCAAAAACCAUUAGACAUUCUUGUUCUAGAGAAGUUAUAGGUUUUAUUAAAUUCGGCGACUUUUCAUUUUCACUUGGCAAAUGUAGUGCUAUAGGAUACAUUACAAUGGGAUCAAUUCCAUCUUUAUUAAAACAAACUCCUCACAACAAGGUUUUGCUGAGGAAUACAAAUAGUUUAAUAUACAGAUUGGGAACAUUACAAAUUAUAUGUGAAUAAAAAAAAACAUUUAA